This is a messenger RNA of Blepharisma stoltei, 2307 nucleotides long. The record is from the annotation of a GenBank genome assembly. NCBI's taxonomy places the organism in Eukaryota, Ciliophora, Heterotrichea, Heterotrichida, Blepharismidae.
AUGAUGAAAGCUGCUUUUCUUUGCAAAUACGGCGACAUUUCAUCAAUAAAAAUCCAAGAAGUCCCUAUUCCUAUCCCAAAUAAAGGCCAAGUUCUAAUUAAAGUUGAAGCAGCUCCUAUACAUCCAAUGGACCUAGCUUUUAUAUAUGGCUCACAUCCCAUAAUUAAAGCACUCCCUGCAGUCCCUGGUUUUGAAGGAUCUGGAACUGUAAUAAAAAGUGGCGGUGGGGCUAAAGGUUGAUAUUUAGAUGGAAAACGGGUCUGUUUUUGGCAAUUUGACGCAUCAUUGCCAGGCACAUGAGCGGAAUAUGUUUUAUGUAGCAUAAAAUAUUGUAGUGUUAUACAUGAUGAUCUUAAUUGAUACCAAGGAGUUUUAUUAUAAUUUUUUAUUAUUUUUAAAAGCAAAUUUUAUAAAAAAUAAAUUUUAAGCAGACCAAGGAAGCUUAAUGAUGAUUAAUCCUUUAACUGCUAUGAUGAUAGCUGAAAAAAUUAAAAAAGGCAAGCACUCCUGCUUUAUAAGGAUCCCCCCCUCAUUUGUCCAAUUUUCUAGUUUUUUUUUUCAAGAAAAAAAAUUUUUUCAGGACCUCAUUUGUCCCAAAAUCUAGUCAAAAAUGAUUUGUCCCAUUUUCUAGUCAUUUUUGGAUUUUUCGAAUGUCCUAAAUUUUAGUUUUUUACUGUAAAAAAACUAGAAAAUGAGAAAAUGAGGUCCUGAAAAAAUUUUUUUUCCUAUCAAAAUUAUACUAGAAAAUUGGACAAAUGAGGUCCUAAAAAAAUUUUUUUUUCCUAUAAAAAAAAACUAGAAAAAAUGGACAAAUGAUAAAAGACUAGAAAAUUGGACAAAUGAGGGGGGGGAUCCUUACAUAAUGCUGCAUCUUCUUCUAUUGGAAAAAUGAUAGUAAAAUACUCAAAUUAUAAUAAUUUGAAGUGCAUAAAUAUUGUAAGAAAUCAUGAAGGAUUUGAUAGUUUGACAAGAAUUGCAGCGGAUUUCAUUCUUGUAUCAAGUGAACCGAACUUUGAAGCGAAAUUAAAGUAUAUGUGCCAGGAUCUUAACCCUACGUGUGCAUUUGAUCCUAUUGGAGGAAGCUUUACAGGGAAAAUACUAAGUUUACUAGAAGACGGAGGAGAAUUAUAUAUGUAUGGAAAUAUGCUAAAAACUGACAUUCGAGAAAUUCCGUAUGAAGAAAUCGUUUUUAAUGGCAAAAAAAUAGGAGGACUUUGAGUAAAAGACUGGUUUGAAAAAUUAAGCUCAGUGAAAAGGUUCAAAAUUUUGAAAAAAAUCCAGGAAAAUAAUUUUUUAUAUAAAACAGAAGUGGCUGGAGUCUUUGAUUUUGAUAAUAUUCACGAGACCAUUAUUCAAGCAGAAAAUGACCAUUAUAAAGGGAAAUAUAUAAUUGUCCCUAAGUCUUCAGAAAAAUCAAAUGAAGGUAGAAAAUCAUCAAGAGAAAGCAUAGUUUAUAUUAAAACUGACUAUCAUUAUGAAGAAUUUCAAACAGUUGAAGUCACUGAAGAACAAGCUUAUAAAUAUUUAUCUUCUGAAGUAUUAAAGUUAAAAGAAAAAAUCCCUGAAUUCGUAUGAGACUAUGAACAAAGGCUCAGCAGCGAUAUUUCAGACCGUAGCUAUGUAUUAUUACCAGAUGAAAAUAUAUACAUUGGCCAAUGGAUGAGAAAUAAACCCCACGGCAAAGGAAUUUGUUUCUAUAAAAACGGCUCUUUAUAUGAAGGAUACUGAGAAUACAAAUUCCGGAGCGGAAAAGGCAGACUUAUCUCUGCAAAUGGUGACUGGUUUGAAGGGGAAUGGAAAGGAGAUAUAGAAGACGGGUCUGGGACUCUCCAUUUUCAUGACGGAAGAAUCAUCAGAGGAACCUUUUACUCACAAGAAGUCGUAGGAAUUGGCAUAGAAUUUGGAAUAAAUGGAGAAAGAUACGAAGGGACAUUUUUAAAUAGAAAAAGAGAUGGGGAAGGAAAACUAAUAUGGGAAGAUGGGACAAAAUAUGAAGGAAAUUUCAAAUGCGGGGUCAUGAAUGAAGAAGGAAUGCUGAAAUACCCAGAUGGCAAAGUAUUUGUGGGGUAUUUUAGUGGAAAUAGAGCUUUUGGGCUUAUGAGCUAUCCAGAUGGGACGAAGUUUAAAGGAGAAAUUGUAGAUUUUAAAGAAGAAGGAAGAGGAGUGUUAAUUGAUACAGAAGGGAAUGCAAAAGAAGGAAUUUGAAAUAAUGGCGCAGUCGAUUGGCUUGAAGAUCUUUUCAGCGAUAAUGCUAGCAGCUGCAGCACAAAAAUUGAAAAAACUGAAGAAGACUUGCCCCAUUUUUAA